Molecule: messenger RNA, 240 nt
Organism: Puccinia triticina
Lineage: Eukaryota; Fungi; Basidiomycota; Pucciniomycetes; Pucciniales; Pucciniaceae
Exons: 4
Coding region: 1-240 (79 amino acids)
Source: RefSeq, a predicted model, not a curated record
AUGCUCAAGAUAGCCAAAGAAUCCAAAAUUCAUUCGGCCGUUGGCGACACCCAGGCUUGGCUUAUCGAGGCCGAAACAAAGCUACUGGCUUUUGAACAAAAAGCGCAAGACGCUGAGGCUAAACUUGCGGCCAGCGAAUCAGGUGCAGCACUGUGCGAAUCACUGAAAAAAGAACUGAAGGAGAAGAAUCUGCUUGUUGGGAAGCUUCAGCAUGAAGACGACUGGUCACAAAUGUGUUGA